UCUUACCGUUAGGCUGCCUGUCUUAACGAACAAGGGGAAAUCCAAAACGAUGCUCUCUCAAUGCAGAUGAGACAAGAAUAUUAGCCUCUUAGACCAUACAGUAUUAUUCACCCCCCGCCACCAAAACGGCCACUUUAACCGUAAACAGCGCUGCAAAAACAACAAGGCUACUGUAUCAUUUCAAACUGCUUCUAGUCUAUCAUCCAUCCACAAGGGCCGCGUGCGGUGGACGGGUGAACCACAGCAUCGCGGGCUUCCCCCCCCGCGGAAUUCACUGAACUAACUCCUGAGGCAAACGGAACCAGCAACUUAGACCUUAGAACUAGAUAAACAUUUGGAAAAUGGCAUACAGCAGGCAAGCUAAGGACUUUGUUGCCAUUUCUGAUUUACAUCCAAAUACAACACAUCCGAGAGUGGCUGGAGUCAUCAUUGGAAAAACUGAUGUCAAAAGCUUUCCAGACAGGAAAAGUAUUGGUUUUGACAGAUUCACUUUCGGCUUCACAAUCAAGGACUCGCCAGACUAUUUCAUUAAUGUAUCCUCGUGGGGCAACGAUGGAUACAUCAAUGGGCUCUCUAACAGCUUCCGCAUAGGAGACUGUGUUAUUAUAGAAAAUCCUUUAGUUGCUACCAAAGAUCCUGAGAAAGAGGAUAGAUUCUGCCCCUCAACUCCCAGCUUCUACAGGUUGCUGGUGAGUGAAGCUCACUCCCAGCUAUCAAUAUGCUCUGACAUAGAGACGAUGAACAGGCUGCUGCCUCUGCUCCACCUGCCUGUGAAGGACUCCAGGGACUUCUACUCUCUGGGAGACAUCGUGGCCAACGGACAGAGCCUGGACAGGACCGUCAUUAACAUACUCGCCGCUGUUCGGUCGAUUGCAGAGCCAAAGUUUUUCACCACGGCGGACGGACGCAAAGGGCAGAGGCUAGAAGUGAAGCUCUUUGAUGAUUCUGUCACCUCUUUUCCCUUAGUAUGCUGGGACAGAGAGGCCAUUCAGCUAGUUCAGACUCUGAUACCAAGAGAAACAGUGCUCUUUAUCUCGGAUGCCAGGACUGGUUUUGACAGCUUCCGGAACUGCAUGACAGCUACAGUCAAUUCUAAAACCAUAAUCACUGUCAACCCGGAUACAAAGGAAGCCAGCCUUCUGUUCAGCUAUGCCAAAGAGGUUUCUGAGUCUGGUGUGUUGGAUGAGGAUGACAGGCCUGGAGAUGUGCCUGUGGAUUCUAUCAGUGAUGUGUACACAGUGAGCCAGCUCAAACUCAAAGCCCAGGAGAACCCGGAGGUGUUCUGUGGAAUCACCUACAGCUUCAUCUCCAAACUAGAUCUAGACACCUCUGUCUCCAAAGUCAUCAGAAGCAGGUGUUCCAAGUGCAGGUACCAGGUGAAUGAGGAGAUUCAGAGCUGCUCCAACACAGCCUGCCCUGGGGGAGACCAGCCUCUGACUGUGACCACAGGGUUUGAUCUUCUGGUGGAUGUGACAGACCACACAGGAACCCUGCAGUCCUGCUCCCUGAACGGCACUGUCGCAGAGAAGACUCUGGGGUGCAAUCCCGAGGAGUUUGUGAGUUUAACAGAGGAUGAGCGAACGGCGAUGAAAUGGAAGAUUCUCUUAGAGAGAUGCAAAGUAUAUAUCAAGAUCACUCCCUCUCCCAAAAGCAGAAGUGGAAUGAGAGGCAAUGUCCUGCAGUGUUCUCUCGCUGAUCCAGGAGAAGUGAAGCAGAACAUGUCUGCCCUGCAGUAAUCUCGUUCACUAGUUGUGUGGUUGGGUCCAAGUGUGGCGAGUCCUUCAGUAGCUUUCUCAUAUUAGGUGAAUAAUGGUUGAGAUGCACUUUUGACAUGGCUUGUGGGUUCUAGGCCUAGAUAGAAUGUACACAUUUUUCAUAUUUAUUUCCCUUUAUUUAUUUGGUAUUGUAUAUGUGCUGUAAUGUA
Molecule: messenger RNA, 1924 nt
Organism: Salmo salar (Atlantic salmon)
Lineage: Eukaryota; Metazoa; Chordata; Actinopteri; Salmoniformes; Salmonidae
Product: meiosis specific with OB-fold
Biological process (GO): resolution of meiotic recombination intermediates
Molecular function (GO): single-stranded DNA binding; single-stranded DNA 3'-5' DNA exonuclease activity
Source: RefSeq, a predicted model, not a curated record